Cajanus cajan (pigeon pea) is the source of this 853-nucleotide messenger RNA. RefSeq names its product BON1-associated protein 2. The record is from RefSeq and is a predicted model, not a curated record. Lineage: Eukaryota; Viridiplantae; Streptophyta; Magnoliopsida; Fabales; Fabaceae.
AUAAAACACCUUCUAACUUAUAACAAACAAACCCAACCACACUUACACAUUCUCAUUCACAGUUACACACUUUUUAUUUUCUACUAUGGGCUUAAUCUCAGGUACUGAUCUAGAGAUAACCGUAAUGCGUUGCGAAAACCUUCGUGUGACGGAGGAGCCCUACGUGGUGGUUCGGGCAGAGUCCUUGAACUGUUGCACCACCAAGAUGGCGAAAGAUAAUAACUCGGGUUUGUUCUCGUGGAAUGAGAAGUUAAUGGUGAAGAUUCCGGUGCAUGCAAGGUCCAUCACCUUCGAGGUUCAAUGCAACAGGUUCAAGGCUGUGAGACCCGUUGGGGUUGCCAGAAUCGCAGUUUCAGAUUUUCUCGCCGUCUCCGAAAAUUCCAUGCAUGUCUUCAGUUACCGUUUGAGGGACUGGGAAGGGAAAAGAAAUGGGGUCAUUCAUUUCGCCGUCAGAGUGCCGCCGGUGCCGCUGGAUUCUUCUAACGGCGCCGUAGAACCGGUGAAGGAGACGGCGGUUAUUAAGGAUUCCGGUGAUCGAUUUUUGGGAAUCAACGCCGGUGAUGACAAGUCUAACGAAGUUGCUGUUGGUUGUGUUCCGUUUUGGUGGAACUUCAACUACUCUAACUUACUUUGAAGAUUUUUAUUUUUUUUAUUUGUUGUUUUUUUAUUAUUUGAAGAUUUGUCAAGGCGUGUGGAAAAUCACGUUUAAUUAGUUAAGUUAAAUAUUGAGACAAAGAUUAAUAUUGUUUGAUAGAAAUCUUGUGCUGUAGGUCAACCUCCAUAUUUUUGUAAAAAGAAAAUAUCAAUUCUAUUAAAUUUGUGGCAUACUUAAUCCGUCACUUUUAAGAAAGUA